Messenger RNA from Cynara cardunculus var. scolymus (artichoke), 848 nucleotides. Its product is annotated as GEM-like protein 7. Lineage: Eukaryota; Viridiplantae; Streptophyta; Magnoliopsida; Asterales; Asteraceae. The record is from RefSeq and is a predicted model, not a curated record. The transcript is spliced from 3 exons. The coding region runs from base 75 to 695 and encodes 206 amino acids.
GCAAGUAACUUCAGCAUUUAGCUAGCUUCCAUACCCAUUAAGGCAAUCAAAUCAUUGCAAUCCGACGUCAAAAUAUGGAUACCAGAUUAGCAGGCAGUGUUAUGGGAAUUCCGAUGACAUCAACAAGGGGACUACUUCUUUCUAAACCUUAUGAACCCAAUUAUCCUCUUUCUACUUCCAAAAUCAAUGGCAUAGAAAGAAAAGGCAGUUUUGCAGUCUCGAUUAAAAAUCAUGUGAGCUUAGUACCCAAAAUAAUGGAAAUUGUGAUACAAAAGUUGAGUUACGGUGCCAAAAUCCUACCACUUGGCCGUGAAGCAAAAAUCUUCAGGAAAAGUUUCGGUACCAGGGAUAGUGAGAAGUUGUUGCAUGCCACUCGAUGUUACAUAUAUACUACAGCCGGUGCGAUUGCAGGCAUCCUCUUCAUGACUACUGAAAGGGUUGGAUUUUGCAGUGACAGAUCCCUGAAAACUUAUUCUACAACAGGGGAGCUGUUAAAGUUCCAAUAUAAGGUGUCAAUUCCAUUAGAAAAGAUAAAAGGAGUUGGUGAGAGCAUGAACACGAAGAGGCCAUCGAACAAGUAUGUGGAAUUAGUAACCAUGGAUGAUUUCAGCUUCUGGUUUAUGGGCUUUCCAAAUUACAAGAGAACUCUAAGUCACCUUCAUAGGACAAUCAAUCCAGAAUGCUUAAGAAAUUGAUGUUGAACAUUAGUACCUCAAUUCCAUGUAAAUUUCAAAUAGACUAGAUUAUGUCGUAUGGUUAAAGCAUUCACUAAUGGGAACAUGUAUAUAUUUGUUGAAAGAGGAUCAAGAGACAAUGAGAAUGACUCAUUCUGGUUUUAUAUGUUCAAA